AUGGCUUAUAGGAUGAACAUCUUGGCUAACCAAGUAAAGACUCUGACCUCUAAAGAAGAUGAGACAUGCGAGGAUGAUAAAUUGAAGCAAACUUCAAAGAAAAAAGUGUACAAUGGUAGCAAUAAGAACAACACUGUUGCUAUGGAAAAAGGACAUCUUGGGCUUGUUAAGGUUAACAUGGAUGGAUUGCCAAUUCGGAGGAAAAUGGAUCUAAAUGCUUCUUCUAUAUAUGAGACUUUAGCCCAAGCACGGAGGACAUGCUUGUUAAUCCAACCACAAGCAUCACUUCCACUCAUGAGUGGAACAGAGACUGACUGGGUGAUAGAACUUCAUGAUAGUAGGGAGCUGGAACCCUGA
Malania oleifera is the source of this 357-nucleotide messenger RNA. RefSeq names its product auxin-responsive protein IAA13-like. The transcript has 2 exons. Lineage: Eukaryota; Viridiplantae; Streptophyta; Magnoliopsida; Santalales; Ximeniaceae. The record is from RefSeq and is a predicted model, not a curated record. Bases 1 to 357 code for a protein of 118 amino acids.